AUGUAUACUUCUUUCUCCACCCUUUCCGUCUUCGUUCUCGCCGCGGCUCAGUUCUCGCCGUCGCUCGCUGCACCUAUCUCUUCCAGUGCUGGGACUAUACAGGCACGUGUUAGCGCUCGAGGUUCAUUCCUUGAAAGUGACUUCGUGUUUGCUCCGCCUGCUUCGCUCGGCAGCAUCCCCACUGGACAAGAAUCCCGCGGAGACCUCUUCGGUCGGGACGGUGCGACGCUUCCUGGCGGUAGCGGUAGCGGUGUGACCAUUAUUGGGCGGCAACUCCCCGACUCCAUUCUCUCUGGAGGAAACAAGGAGCUGCCGGGAGAUCUGAAGAGCAACGGGAUCAUCUUCAAGCGUGACGACGAUGACGAUGGCGAGCGCCUUCAGGAUGGGAAUCACUCGUCGGGCAUGGUAUACGGACGCACCGACAUUGGUCAACGCUUCGUCUGCGGCGGCGAUACCGGUCUCGAGUGCCCGACUACUACUGUGUCCACGACAGCACCAGGAUUACCAGUACCCUUCAGGGAACUCGAUACGCGUGAGGAGGCAGUCAAGGCGCGCAAUGGGUUCUUCGGUGAACCCCAACAUAUCACACCGCCAAUUGGCCUUCAGCACGGAGGCGAAGCUGCGGGCGCCUUGUUCAGACGUGACGCGAACAAGCGCAUCGUGUGCAACACUACCGCCGGCGUCGACUGCUCCGACUUGCCCUCGCCGUCGUCGGUUCCUGACUUCCCUCCAUCCGUCCGCAUUCUGAAAGCGCGCGAGAUCACGAACAUCGACGGCAAGCGGGUUGGUGUGCCGACAACUGGUCUACCGUUUGGUGAUGAAGGGCCAGGUGCUGUGUCCUUGGGAAAGCCCGCGAAUGAGCCUCGCGAGUUGUUCAACAAGGCCGGCGGCAUGUUUGGCAGCGGUUUCCUCGGAGGGCACGACAACGAGCCUUCCACCACUGGUCAAUCCAUCGACGAUAGCAACACCCAACUCAGCGCACGGGAUGGCUCUGACAUCGCGCGUCGUGCUCUACGGGACGCAUCUGAGGGUGCCCUUUGGGGCCCUGCCGCGCGUGGAGAGCAUCAGUCUCGCGCGCUGGAUAACGGUCAGAUCCGUGCGCCCUGA
Messenger RNA from Peniophora sp. CBMAI 1063, 1107 nucleotides. The record is from the annotation of a GenBank genome assembly. Lineage: Eukaryota; Fungi; Basidiomycota; Agaricomycetes; Russulales; Peniophoraceae.